AUGCCGUCGCCGGCUGUGUCGCCGCAGUCGUCGCAGCAGCUGACGUCUGGCGUCGUUGCCCUUCCGCUUCCGCUCUCGCCGGCUCCUCCUGCGGCAUCGGUCCCGCUCCCCGCUCCGCCACCCUCCUCCCCUCCACCUCUGGCGCCUCCUCCGUUGUCAUCAUCGGCCGUGGCACCCCCCAUGCUCCACCCCUUUUUCUCAACUUCCCUCCGCCUCUCUUCCUCCCGUCGAGCCUCCGCAGCAGCAGCAUCCUCUCACGAUGAGCGGUGGUGGAGUGGUGAGAUGUGGGAGUCUCCCCCCCAGCCCGUAACCUUGUGGGGCCGGGAGUGGGACAUCGAGUCCGACUUCGUGAAAGACAUCCUUCGCUGGGAGAAGCGCAUGGUGGCGGUUGGGGAGUGCCUGUCGCACGUGGCAAUGGUUCUCAAGCAGUUGCACGCAGGCUUGAUGGCGCGAAACCUCGUGCUUCGUGAUCCUCAGCUGACAGAGCCCCAGCAGGGUGUUUUUCGCGAAGCGGUGGCGCACUCCUCCGUUUGCCCCUAG
Molecule: messenger RNA, 540 nt
Organism: Closterium sp. NIES-65
Lineage: Eukaryota; Viridiplantae; Streptophyta; Zygnematophyceae; Desmidiales; Closteriaceae
Source: the annotation of a GenBank genome assembly